GUAUCUCCAGUUAUUAUGCAGAAUAUAAAGCCAACGCAGUCUGCAACAAACCCGCACGCGAGGAACAUGGAAUGUUGUAACCUAUACACAAUCGCUCUAAUACUAUUCGUCGUUCUCGUGAUAUACAAAUACCUGACCAGAAACAAUGGCUACUGGAAAGCCCAAGGGAUUCCGGAGGCUAAAGGAGGAAUUAUCGGAAUUGGUCACGUCUUGGACCAACUUCUACUGCGAAAAAACAUGGGAAUGAUGUCGGACGUCUUCUACAAGGCUCAUCCCCACGACAGCAUGGUGGGUAUCUAUGUGGCUCAAACCCCAGUACUCGUUGUGAGACACCCGGAUCUGGUGAAAUUCAUUCUCAGCAGUGGAUUUACCUACUUCAGUGAUAAUAUAACUCUUGACAAGAAAACCGAUCCUCUUCUGUUCCACGAUCCAUUCUUCCAGAAUGGCCAGGCCUGGAAGGACGCCCGGGGGGUAUUCGUCAGUGCAUUUUCAGCAAAGAAAUUGAAAGACAGAAUUCCAGCGAUCAGUGCAACGUGUGAAAAAUUGGUGAAUUAUCUGCGAGAAGAAAUCGGGAAGAAUGGAUCUAUCGAGCUUGAGAUGAAGGAUUUGUUUGAAAAGUAUACGUUAGAAGUUGGAGCUAGUGCAGUCCUGGGUAUCGAUGGACACACAUUUAUUGAUAAAAUUGAGCCCUAUUCCCUCCGCAACAUGAUGCACAGUAUGUUCAAAAUAACGGAUUUAAUAGGAUAUGGUCAGAACUUGAUAAUAUUGUUGCCAGCAUUGGGAAAAUUAUUCUCCACCAGUUUUGCACCAAAGUGGGUAAACGUUCGCUUCAAGAGAAUGGUAGAGGACAUAAAAGCCAUGAGAGGUGGUGAUAAAACAUCGAGAAACGAUAUUUUACAACAUAUCAUCGAUUAUCUGAGGGAGAAGGGCCUGGACAGCGAUGAGUUAGCUGCUCAUGCAUUCAGUUUUGUCGUUGAACAGUACGAGACAUCGAGUUCAACACUGGCACUCAUGAGUUACUAUGCAGCGAAGUAUCCAAAUGUCCAAGACAAGAUGAGGAAGGAGGUUGAGGAGAUCCUGAAAACUCACGGAUCCAUCUGCACCUACGAAGCAAUCAACAGUAUGACGUACAUCGAACAAGUUGCGAAGGAGUGUUUACGAAUGUUCACACCUGUUGGACGAAUGUCAAGAUUGUGCUCGAAGCAGGUGACUCUGGAGGGACCCGAUGGCCUCACCUGCACCCUUCGACCAGGGACAGAGGUCUACAUUCCUGUAGCAAGUCUUCACAAGGAUUCACAGUACUGGGAAAACCCAGAGGAAUUCAUGCCGGAGAGAUUCGAUAAAGACUACGAAGAGCAGAGACACAAAUUUGUGUUUCUGCCCUUUGGUGAAGGGCCUCGUAUGUGCCCUGGCAUGAGGAUGGGCUUGCUUCAAGUCAAAGCUGGAAUGGCCGCUAUUUUGAUGAACUACGUCAUGGAAAAAUCGGAUAGAAUGAAUGAGCCUGCUCGACUCGACCCCAGAUACUUCCUGACAGCAAUUCACGGGGGCGUCUGGGUUCGUUUGAGGUCGCGCACUCAUUCGAUCUUUGGUGUAUUCACUUCACACUCUGAAAUGAUAGGCUACGUGAUCAAUCAACACCACUUCAUCAUCGUAGCCAGAACCGUCGUUGCAUGUGAAUCGUGCAGGAAAAUAAGUACAAUGGAGUGGGCCUACAAUAUCGCGAUUGCUCUCGUAGUGGUAUUCAUUCUAUUACUCUAUCGUUACUUAACCAGGAAUUAUGGUUAUUGGAAAGCGAGAGGGAUUCCUGUUCCUCCAGGAGUGCUGCCGGGCGUUGGGCAUCUGCUACCGAGCUUCAUAAUGAAAAAAUCAAUCAUCACUGUUUUGGAGGAUAUUUAUCGAGAUUAUUCCAAGAGCAGUAUGGUUGGUAUAUACAUGAUGGGGGAACCAGUGUUAUUGAUAAAGAAUCCAGAUCUGGUGAAGACUAUUCUACAAACUCAGUUCAAUAAUUUUCGUCAUCAUUCAACAAUGGAGGGUGAUUUCAAUCCAUUGAUGGACCAAAAUCCGUUCGCCUUGAAUGAUCAGAAGUGGAAGAAUGCCCGCAGUGUUUUCCUUUCCACGAUGACAUCCAGGAAACUAAAGGCACUUUCGCUCAUUCUUCGUGAUGGUUGUUCAAAAUUUAUUAAAUAUUUGAAUAAUGAAUUGGAGGGAAAAAGUAGCGUAGACUUUGAUGGCAAAGCCCUAUUCAAAAAAGUGACCAUCGAGGUAUCCGCCAAUGCUGUUCUGAGUAUUGAAGAGGGAAUGUUCAAUGAUAAUUCUCCCCCGAUUUUCAAGGAUAUCAUGGAGGCCGUUUUCGCACCCACAAUCGGACAAACCAUCCGAGUUGUCGUAAUAAUGUUGGUUCCAUCAUUGGAGCGUGUUUUAAAAUUAGGUUUUGUGCCUGAGUGGGUCACCAAACGGUUCACCAAAAUUCUGGACAAUUUAAUAGAAGAGAGAGAAAGUGGAAAGAUCAAAAGAGACGACAUCCUUCAGCAUCUUAUCGAGUAUCGGGCUGAGAAAAAUCUAUCGCAAGCAUCUGUGACAUCUACGGUAUUCGCCUUCUUCCUUGAGAGCUAUGAAACAUCGAGCUUGACCAUGAGCUUUCUCGCCUGUGAUCUAGCGCAGUAUCCAGAAGUUCAGGACAAAUUGAGGGAGGAGAUCAACUCAGUAGCCAGUAAAUUUGGAGGUGAAAUUCCGUACGAAGCUAUCAGCGAAAUGAAUUAUUUGGAUCAGGUGAUGUCUGAGUCAAUGAGACUUCAUCCUGUAGCGGGAUUUUUGCGAAAAUUGUGCUCCGAGGAGACGGAAUUAGUCGGCCCGGAUGGGCUUCGAACUAAGAUGAAACCUAAAGACGUGGUUGUUCUCCCAGUAUAUGGUUUGCAUAAAGAUCCUGCUUACUGGGAUAGGCCUAAUGAAUUUCGACCAGAGCGUUUUGAUAAGGAGUCCGAGGAAUACAAGCAGAGACAUAAUUAUGUCUAUCUUCCAUUUGGAGAGGGGCCCAGAAUGUGUCCGGGAAUGAGAAUGGCCAUUAUGAUUGUCAAGCUGAUUAUCGUGAAUCUUGUGAAGAAUUUUGUCAUUGAAAAAUCGCCGAAAUUGCGAGAACCCGUGGUGUUGGAUCCUAUGAGCUUCCUGCCGUACAUCAAAGGAGGUGCCUGGAUACGAUUGAGACAUUUGACAUAAUUACGGACAAGAUACGUCCUUCUUCUUUUUCAAUACGUCUCACCGAAAUGAAAUGGACGUCAAAGGACACUGAGACGAAAGUUGAACAGAAGAAUUGAUUUCAUUGUAUUCAGAGACUGACUUUUACUCAAAUAAACCUCUCUUGUUCAAAAUAAAGCUACAUAGACACCAGAAA
Diachasmimorpha longicaudata is the source of this 3388-nucleotide messenger RNA. RefSeq lists its product as uncharacterized. Bases 16 to 3213 code for a protein of 1065 amino acids. Lineage: Eukaryota; Metazoa; Arthropoda; Insecta; Hymenoptera; Braconidae. The record is from RefSeq and is a predicted model, not a curated record. Gene Ontology annotation, molecular function: oxidoreductase activity, acting on paired donors, with incorporation or reduction of molecular oxygen; iron ion binding; monooxygenase activity. The transcript is spliced from 4 exons.